AUGGACUUUGAUGAUUUUGCGGUCCCUACCCUGAACGUUUCAGAGAGGAAAGCAAUUGCCCAACUUCUCCCUCGCGUCAAACGCAAGUUCGUCAAAACUAUACAGACGUCAAACGGUAAAGAUGUACAGUACAUGGAGCCAUCAGUUGUUCCGUACAAAAUACCCGAUGGCGGCAAGGAUCGCAGUGUCGUCACUCGGACCGCGAUAUGGGUCUGCCUUCCGUACUUCAGUCUUGAGAACUACUCUGGUCUACUCUCUGCUGAGAAGUCAUCUGAAUUCCCCGUCCAGACGCUUCUUCAGGCGCAGUUCUCAAAGAGUGCCCCUCUGCUCCUGACCUAUGGACGGAUGACCGAAGAUACACUUUGUGCUGAGUCCAGAGGGAGCAUGACUAAAAUUGCAAUAGAGAAUGUCAUAUCCCCAGCCAAGUCACGGCUGAUGGUAUCCUAUCGCGGAUCUGUUACUUGGGCAUUCCUCUUGGAAGAAUGCCAAACCUGGACAGACUUCUUGUCUCACUUCCGAGAGUUUUGGCCUAGGCGAGUAGUGUUUUUCAUAAACAAACGCCAAAUCAGUGCAGAAGACUGGCCCAGAAUCUGGCACGGCGCCCAACGCGUCAACAAGAAUUUGGUCAUGGACGUUGAUAUCGGACCCGAUCCCAAACCACCUCCACGACGUCUUCAACAAUUGCCAGGUGGUACCCAAAUUUCAAGCACUCAAGAUUCUACGAAGAACAAACAGGCCAGUGGGCCUCAAGUUAAGUCUAGCGUCGAGCAGGCUGAAAAGCUUUCCCCGGACUGGAAGCCAGAUCAUGCAAGCAGGACCAACUCAAUCCCCAGUCCUGAGUCCAUUUCGAUCUUUGCAUUCCUUGAAGGGGUCUCGCAGCCCUCGGGUGUUGACGAAUCAGUCUUGAACGAACACCUCCUCGAGGUCGAAGACUUCCUUCUGAACCAGACAAACUUUACUGAUCGUAAAGCCUACCGAGGUUGUAAUCCUUCUUCCCGCAACGAUGUUUACGGAAUAUUGGAAAAGCGGGGCUCUCAUCUGAGCCAAUCCUUGGAUUCCUCAAGCAAAGACCAACAAGACUAUGAGGAAGACGUGGACAUAUUCAAUGCUGCCGACACUAUUUUUCGGUUCUUCUUCCCGGCGCAUGUAGAGGUGGCAACUGUGGGCAAGUUCUGGGGUGCCUUGAAAUUUCUUGUGGAGCAUCCUAGAGAGGGCUCUCCGCUAGCCAAAAGGAUUCGCAGGCAUCGUUCCUUUGUCAUCAGGGUUAUGAGAAGUCUAACCGUCACCAUCGCUUCAUUCAACGAAACCUUUGGAUACUCGGAUAGUUCUAGCCAGAUGAACAUGACCAUUCCCGACGACUUCAAAAAUGCCUGGCUGCAUCUUACGAUGAGUCUCAUUUUUGUUCCAUACGAUGAAGUUAUGAGCGAAACUCUCCUUCUUAUUGCUCAGCUGCUCAUUGAGGGAGGCAUCGAGGAGAUCGUCAAGUCAAUGUUCACAAAAUCUCUUACGGAGAAUGCUGUGAUUCUACCAAUGGAACUCUUAUCAUUGAUGAGCCUGAAGAUGCUUCAAGAUUCGACGGCAGGUCUCCCUGACAUCAGUCAGACAUACUCCGCGUAUCUUGAGUCUGUGGCGGCCGAUAUUGCAAACAAGCCUUCGGAUCGAUUACAUGAACGCCGAAUAGGGCUCCUGAAGCAGGAAAUCACGGUCAUACAGAAAACUCUCGACGCUCAACAUCGAAUCAUGGAUGUCCUAGAAACGAACUCCAAGCCACAAGUAGCAAGUAACGAGUACAUGACGUCUAUGGACAACCCCAACAUCGGGUAUGAGAGCUACAGAAGCCGGGUCGAGUCAAGCUCAAGGCGCAACUCCCCCAGGAGCAGGUCCUCCCCAAGGACUAUCGACGUCUCAGUGAGAUCGCCCAUGUACAAUGCCGAAAAUACAAGAUCCCACACAUAUGCCAGAUCUAGAUACCAAGACAACGACUUUUCAAAUCGGACAGUAACAUAUGACCGAGACAACCGUACACACUCCGCUUAUUAUGACGAGGACGCACAAGUGUACUACGACACCACCCAGUCUAACCCUGACUUCAAGCUGGCACCUACAGAUGCGGGUGGAUAUCGCAAGCUGUUUACCGAGGAGUGUUUCCGACACAUUGACCGUCGAAAGCGGGAGUUUGGCGAGUUUCGAUACCAAGCCUCGCUGCUGGAAGAAGAGAAUCAAAACAAAGUCGAGACUACCAAAGACCGCCAGGAGCGCGCCAUCUAUGCAUUCACCAUCGUGACUGUCAUAUUUCUCCCACUGAGCUCUAUUGCGAGCAUAUUUGGCAUAAACACAAAGGACGUGCGAGACAUGGACCUUGGCCAGUGGGUGUAUUGGGCCACAGCCAUCCCGGUCACGGCGGCUGUCGUCUUCUUUGGGCUGCUUUGGACCGGUGAGCUGGGUAAUAUCCUCCGCUGGGCUGCCUCAUUUGGCUCGCAUGUGAGGGGUGGCUACCAGAGGAUUCCCGAUGAGUAUUAUGAUGGAGACGCUAUGUAUGACCGCCGUGUAAGGGCUGCAGAAAUGGUGAGAGUCGUGGAGAGGGAGAGGCUGGGUGGUUACCGUAGCCGGUCUCCCUCCCCACCACCGCCGCCGCCGCCAGCUUUUGUCCGCCGCCAAGUCUUUUAUAACAGAUGA
This is a messenger RNA of Diaporthe amygdali, 2676 nucleotides long. RefSeq lists its product as uncharacterized. Gene Ontology annotation, cellular component: membrane. The coding region runs from base 1 to 2676 and encodes 891 amino acids. Gene Ontology annotation, molecular function: metal ion transmembrane transporter activity. Lineage: Eukaryota; Fungi; Ascomycota; Sordariomycetes; Diaporthales; Diaporthaceae. Gene Ontology annotation, biological process: metal ion transport; transmembrane transport. The record is from RefSeq and is a predicted model, not a curated record. The transcript is spliced from 8 exons.